GUCCUUCCCUGUAGACAGAGACGUGGGAGAGCCCUGGACCAGGGACAGAGUGGCGGGCGGGGCCGAGCUGAGGGGAGCCGCUCCGGGUGCCCCCACCCCCGCGGGCGUCAGUGGUGCUGGCCGAAGGCAGGGCUCGCGGUUGCGGGGCUCGCGUCGCUGUCAGUGCGGCGAAGCGCGCGAGCGGCGCGGGCGCGGGCGCGGGUGCGGGGUAGCGGAGCCCGAAGAAGCUGAGGGGGCGGUAGCGGCGUCGGCGACGGCGACUACGACUACGACUCCCGCGCGAGUGCCCAGCCUCCUCCCGCCGCAGCCGCCCUUUUCCUCCCUCCCUGACGUCCCCGAGUGCAGCGGCACCGCCUCCUUCCCAGCCGCGCGGCUUCCUCCAGACCUUUGGGCGCGGGUCAGCCCUAUUCCCAGACACAGCUGGUGUUGACCCUGUAACUCAAAGGAGGAAACAACUGGCUAAGCUCAGCAUUGUUACUGGUGGGCACCAUGUCCUUGAAGAUUCAGGCAAGCAAUGUAACCAACAAGAAUGAUCCCAAGUCCAUCAACUCUCGAGUCUUCAUUGGAAACCUCAACACAGCUCUGGUGAAGAAGUCAGAUGUGGAGACCAUCUUCUCUAAGUAUGGCCGUGUGGCUGGCUGUUCUGUGCACAAGGGCUAUGCCUUUGUUCAGUACUCCAACGAGCGCCAUGCCCGGGCAGCUGUGCUGGGAGAGAAUGGGCGGGUGCUGGCCGGGCAGACCUUGGACAUCAACAUGGCUGGAGAGCCUAAGCCUGACAGACCCAAGGGACUAAAGAGAGCAGCAUCUGCCAUAUACAGGCUCUUCGACUACCGGGGCCGUCUGUCACCCGUGCCCGUGCCCAGGGCAGUCCCUGUGAAGCGACCCCGGGUCACAGUUCCUUUGGUCCGGCGUGUCAAAACUAACAUACCUGUCAAGCUCUUUGCCCGCUCCACAGCCGUCACCACCAGCUCAGCCAAGAUCAAGUUAAAGAGCAGUGAGCUUCAGGCCAUCAAGACAGAGCUGACACAGAUCAAGUCCAAUAUCGAUGCCCUGCUGAGCCGCUUGGAGCAGAUCGCUGCGGAGCAAAAGGCCAAUCCAGAUGGCAAGAAGAAGGGUGAUGGUGGUGGCGGCAGUGGUGGUGGUGGUGGUGGCGGCGGUGGCGGCGGCGGCAGCGGCGGCGGCAGCGGUGGUAGCAGUGGCAGCAGCCGGCCACCAGUCCCCCAAGAGAACACGACUUCUGAGGCAGGCCUGCCCCAGGGAGAAGCACGGACUCGAGACGACGGCGAUGAGGAGGGGCUGCUGACACAUAGUGAGGAAGAGCUGGAACACAGCCAGGACACAGACGCGGACGAUGGGGCCUUGCAGUAAGCAGCCUGACAGGAGCAAUGGCCACCAGCAGGAGAAGGGCAUCACUGCCCUAGGCCUCAAGUCGGGCACCCAACCCUGGAUGCCACCCCCCAGCAGGUACCAGAGGAAAGCUGGCAGCAGGCGCCUCCUCCCCCAACGCAUCCCAGCCAGUGCCGUGUCCUCUGCAGGUGGAGUUACUGGCCUACUCCUUCCCCGUGAACCCUCCCUGUCUGCACUGUCCAGGCCAGAGGGUAGAGCACAGGGGUUUCCCCACACUCUGCCUCCUCUCCUCAGGACACUCCCAGGCUUGGGGUUUUUCUAUAGGUUUGGCGGGGGCGGGGUGGGGGGGGAAUACAGGGAGGGCACCCUGACAAUAAAGAGAUUGGAUCCCAA
This is a messenger RNA of Saimiri boliviensis boliviensis (Bolivian squirrel monkey), 1740 nucleotides long. It is a transcript of the gene RALY, whose product is annotated as RALY heterogeneous nuclear ribonucleoprotein. The record is from RefSeq and is a predicted model, not a curated record. Gene Ontology annotation, molecular function: RNA binding. Gene Ontology annotation, cellular component: nucleus. NCBI's taxonomy places the organism in Eukaryota, Metazoa, Chordata, Mammalia, Primates, Cebidae.